UUGUGAUUACGCGCGUCAUAUGAACUAGGCGGUGACUCAAGGUCACGUUUAUCAAAAAUGGAUAAAAGUUCUACUUCUCAGGGUCGGGUUCGUUACAAAAGUCUCAGUGGCGAGAAGUAUAUGGUUGUCUGGGACAAUAGCAAGGGUACUGAAAGUCCAUCCUCAUUUCUACAUGUUGAAGAAUUAUCUGAUCCAGAUAAAGCUUACAGAAUAUUUUUAAAAAACCAUACCUGUUAUGAUUUAAUCCCAUUGAGUGCUAAACUGGUGGUUUUUGAUGUCACCUUAAAUGUGAAAAAAGCAUUCUUUGCUCUAGUUUAUAAUGGCGUACGUGUUGCUAUCUUAUGGGAUUCAACUGAACAAAAACAUAUUGGCAUGUUAACAAUUACCGACUUUAUACGUAUCCUACACCAGUAUUAUCGAUCGCCAGAUCAACCAAUGACUGAGUUGGAAAAACAUCAGAUUAAAACAUGGAGAGAUCAAUUAACAGAAUAUCAACGUUCAUUGGUUUAUAUCACACCUGAAAGUACUUUGCUAGAUGCUGUCCGUAUGCUACUUAAGCAUAAAGUACAUCGUCUACCGGUGAUUGAUUCUGCCAGUGGGAAUCCUUUACAUAUAUUGACGCAUAAACGUGUUCUUAAGUAUCUACAUAUUCAUAUAUCUGAGUUACCAACACCUUCUUUUAUGUUGAAAAAGCUACGUGAUUUAAAUCUUGGUACAAUGAAAAAUGUUUGUAUUGUUCAACAGAACUGUCCAGUGCAUAAAGCGCUACAGCAUUUUAUUGAUCGUGGAGUUUCAGCACUGCCUGUGGUCGACCAAGAUGGACAACUUGUGGAUAUCUAUGCAAAAUUUGAUGUCAUAAAUUUGGCAGCUACAAGGACAUAUCAAAAUUUAGACAUUACCGUAUAUGAGGCUUUAAAUUAUCGACGUGGAAAAUUCCAAGGUGUUGCCACAUGCCAAAUGGAUGAUACUUUGGACAUAAUUGUGAAUAAAAUUGUCGAUGCUGGGGUGCAUCGUCUUGUAGUAGUUGCUGAAAAUAAAGUAUUAGGCAUUGUAUCAUUAUCUGAUAUUCUACGAUUUUUAAUUGCUGAACCAACAGUAGUCAACAAGGCGGUGAAAUCACCUUUGACACCGUGAAUACAAAGGGAACACUCACUCUUACACACAGACACAUGCACACGCUCACGUACAUGUUUUGUAUACUGUAUUCUGUAGUGUAGAGCUCAACGAAUAACGAUGAUGACAAUAAUAAUAAUUAUAACACGAUAUUUUCUCUCUCGCGCGCUCAGGGUGUACUCACCUCCUUCCGCUUCCCACCCCACUAUUUCCUCUGCUCAUGAAUGCCUCACCCCAUCCCCCAGUUUACACAAUGAUUGUCACAAUCAGCAUUACCACCCGUCUUCUUAUAACAUAUACAUAUAUGUGUAAUGGAAGUAGGUGUUUAUGUUUUUUUUAAAAUAUCGACCCUUCUAUUACUACACAAUUGUCAUCAUCACCAUUUGACCUUCACCUCCACGCCCAUGUUUUUUUAAAACUUUGGAAUUCCUUUUUUUCUGUACACAGUUUAUAUUUAUUUAUUCAUAUUAUUAUUACUUGACGCCCCUUUUUUAUUGUUCCAGCUGACUUACUACUUUACAUGCUUUUUUUAUCGAAUCUUCUAUCGGUUACCUAGGCAACUUCAGUUGACACAGAGAUUCGCCUUUUUUAAAAAUUAUAUCUUUAAUACUUCUUUGUAAAUUACACUUUAUUCUCCCAAUAAUAAUAAUAAUCAGGGAUAAUAAUUUAUUGGUAAUCGAUAAA
Trichobilharzia szidati is the source of this 1797-nucleotide messenger RNA. NCBI's taxonomy places the organism in Eukaryota, Metazoa, Platyhelminthes, Trematoda, Strigeidida, Schistosomatidae. The record is from the annotation of a GenBank genome assembly.